This is a messenger RNA of Entrophospora candida, 734 nucleotides long. Lineage: Eukaryota; Fungi; Glomeromycota; Glomeromycetes; Entrophosporales; Entrophosporaceae. The record is from the annotation of a GenBank genome assembly.
CACUUUGCUGAUAUAACUGAUGAUCAAUUUGACUUUCAUACAUAUUGUUUGCGUAAAGUCACUCUUCGUGCAUAUUUCAGUAUUUUACGUUUGGAGGAUCAAUUACGUUCUCAUCCUUAUUACUUUCAUUCUGCACAAAAUGCUAUAAAGAUAUAUCUUAAAUUAUAUGAUAGCCCAAACAUUGCCUCUUCUAGUGACAAUAAUAUUGACUAUGGUGAAAUCAAAAAAGCAAAGAAUAAGGCCAAAAAAGCCGCAAUAAAAGCACAACAGGAAGCUGAAACAAAAAAAGCCCUGGCAAAAGAAGAACAAAGCAAAAAAAAGAUUGAGAAACCACAAGAUGAUGAUCCAGAGGGUGUGAAGUUUCUUAAGACUGAAAAUCCCUUAGGAGAAGCCUUCAAAUUCCUUAUACCAUUACAAGAACUAUCACAAAAAAGGAUAGAGACACAUUUAUUGGCAUUUGAAAUUUAUAUAAGAAAAGAUAAAUACUUGUUAGCUUUAAGAUCUCUUAUACGAGCACAUAAUAUUGAUAAGGAAAAUUCUUAUUUGCAUAAGAAUAUAGUAUUGUUUAAUUCAAAAUUAUCAAACAAUACAAAAAUCAAUGAAACAACAAUGAAAGUUAUUGAGGCAGAAAAAUCAAGAAUAUUGCCAGAUAAUAGUGUUUCAUUAAUUCAAUUUAAUAAUGAAUUUUUGAAAAAAAAUAAAGGAUCAAUAGGACAUUUAUUAGCAGGAGUAGA